AUGCCUUCAACUACAAAUGGAGAUUUAUCUAAUACACCACCAAAAUUAUUUAAUUUAGCAGGAGAAUCAACAACAUCAUCAUUAACAUCUACAAAUUUAACAUCAAUUCGUGAUCGUUGUCGUCGUUGUCAACAACUCGUCUAUGUAACGGAACGUAUCGGUCCAGUUAAAGAUUCACUUUAUCAUAAAUUAUGUUUUAAAUGUUUAAAAUGUGAUCGUCAAUUAGAUUUUAAAACAUAUUUUACAAAUUCAAUUGAUUUAAAUGAUAAAGAAAUUUAUUGUCAAAGUCAUGUACCACGAUCUGGCAAAGGUAUUUUUUCAACUGAAAAUAUGCAUAUACAUAAUGUUAUGAAUGCACCAAAAUUAAAUGUUAUGCAAAAAUUAGAUGAUCGUCUUAAAGGUACACAUCUUGAUUCUCAAUCAGUUUCAAUAGCACAUGCUAUGAAAGCUCAACAAAUGUUCCAAAAUGGUCGAGAAAAAGUUUCAUCAAUUCAUAAUUUUCCUGCAUUACCACCGGAUAUUUUACAUGCUCGAGAAGAAGUACGUCGUGCACAAAAAUCUUUAGAAGAAAAACAACGACAAGAAGAAGAUGAAUUAUUUAUGAAAUUUCGUGUUGAUCGCGAAUUAGAAGAGAAAAAAAUUGAACGUGAAGUUAUUGAUGAAUGGGAAAAGAAAUUAGAAGUGCUUACAACUAAAUAUGAAGAUGAUUUACGAAGAAAAAAAGAUAAAAAUACUGAACGAGAAUUAACACUUCGUUUUACAAAAGAAAAAGCUGAAUUAGAACAAAAUAUGACAUUAAAAAAAAAUAAAAAACGUGAGAUUGUUCGAAAACAAAUUAUGGAAAGAGAACAAGAAACAACACAUUCACUUGUUUCAAAAUUUAGUAAAGAAAUGCUUAAUUUAAUACAAGUUAAAGAACGUGAAGUACUUGUUGAAAAUGGUGUUGAUGAUCAAGUCGCAGCAACUUAUUCAAUGCUUCACUUAAGUCAACCACCACCACCUCAACCACCUCGUCGUCAUAAACGUGAUUUAUAUGAAGAUCCAUCUAUAUUUGAACAUGUCGAUCAACAAGCUAUAACAGUUGCCGAAAGUGAACAAACAUCGUAUACAGAAUUAAUCGAUGAAUUAACAUAUGGUUUAUUAACUGAUUUAGAAAAAGCUCGAGCUAUUUUUCGUUGGAUAACUGUUAAAGAUUUAAAUGCUAUUGAUUUUCAAAAUAAUCUUGCUGCAGAUACACCAAUGGGCUUAUUACGUGGUAUCAAAUAUGGUACGGAAACUUAUCAUACAUUAUUUAUGCGUUUAUGCAGUUUUGCUGCUUUACAUUGUGUGGAUGUAAAAGGUCAUUCAAAAAGUGUUGGUUAUGAACCAGGUAUGCAUAUUGCUGAAGGAAAAUUUACUAAUACAUGGAAUGCAGUUUUAAUCGAUGGUGAAUGGAGAUUUGUUCAAUGUAAUUGGGGCGCAAGACAUUUAGUAAUGAGUAAAGAUAAAAAACAAAUCGAUAUUACACCACCAAAACCUACUCGAGAAAAAAUUAAAUAUCAAUAUGAUGAACAUUAUUUUCUUCCUGAUCCUGAAGAUUUUAUUCUUGAAUUUUAUCCAUAUAAAUCUGAAUGGCAAUUACUUGAAUCUCCAAUAACAUUACAACAAUUUGAACAAUUACCAUUUGUUCGUUCACUUUUUUUUCACUAUCAUUUAUCAUUUGUUAAUCAACAACAUGCUGUUAUUCAAACGGAUAAUCGUGGUGCAUGUGAUAUUAAAUUACGUAUGCCAGAUUCCGUUAAACAACGUUUAGCAUUUCAUUUUCAUUUACGUUUUUCAAAUACAUUAAAUACAAAUGGACAAACAGAUGAUUCAACUGAUAUUCAAGGUGUUAAACUUGAACGUUAUGUACUUCAUACAGUUCAAGAUGAUUUAGUUUCAUUUAAUAUUCAUGUACCACAAGAAGGAAAUUAUUUUAUCGAAAUUUUUGCAUCACUUGUGGAACCUGAUCCGAAUCCAUUUGGUCAAAGUUUUAAAUUAAAAUGUGUUUGUAAAUAUCGAAUUAUAUGUCAACAAUUAAUUCAAAGAAUGCAUCCACUUCCGUCAUGUGCAUCGGGUGAAUGGGGUCCAGCUAAAGCUAUUCGCCAUUUUAAUAUUCAUCCAUUAACACAUUUUCAAUCAAUAUUUGAAACACAUCAUUUACCUUUAAUAAUAAAAUUUAAAUGUCCAAAAAUACUUAAAUUUCAUGGCAAAUUAAAUUCAAAUAGAUAUUCAGCAGUUCAAAAUACAAAUAAUAAUCCAACGCCUAAUAAUGCUCUACAAAAUACUCUUGAUAAAUAUGUUAAAUAUGAAUAUAAUGAACAAGAUUUAAUCAUAACAUUUCUAAUACAAUUACCUAAUGAAGGUCAAUUUGGUUUAGAUAUAUACGCACGUGAUCCAGAAUAUCAAACAGAAAAACGAACUAUGUCACAUUGUUGUAAAUAUAUUAUUAAUUAUGCAAAAGGUGCAAUACCACCACCAGCAUCAACUACUAUUGAAACAGCAGCAACAACAACAAUAACAACAAAUAAUAAUAAUCAAAAUCAAAAUGUUACAUAUCAUGAUUAUUCAUUUGAUAAUUCAAAACCAAAUGGACAACAGAAAAUUGUAUCACCACCACGAAUUAAUCCAACAAGUACCAAUAAUACUAAAACGGAACGUAGUCUUUCACCACGUUCAAUAUCAUCAAAUAAUUCAUCUUCAUUACCUCUACCAAAAAUUGGUGGUAAUACAACAUUACUUUCUCAACUUGGUAUGAGUCCAAUAAGUCACACUGAUCCAUCAAUAACACUUCAUUCAAUAAAUUCUAUUGAAUUGCUAUUUCAAAUACGUAAAAUGGUUGAUUUUUCAUUUGAUCUUCUAUAUCAUUAUACACAUACUGAUCUUUCUUCUCGAACAUCAUCAUCAUCAGCAGCAGCAAUAAAUUUAAAUCAACGUUUGAAUGCAUCAGAUUAUGUAACAAUAAAACCCAAUGGUGGUUUUAAUGUUAUAUUUGCAUUAACUUUACCUAAACAAGGUGUUUAUACAUUUACAAUAUAUGCUGCUACAACAAAUUCACGAAAUGAUAGUCAAAUAGGAAAAAAUGGACAAAAUGAAUUACCAGCUGUUUUUACUUAUUUACUUCGUUAUACUUAG
Messenger RNA from Adineta steineri, 3153 nucleotides. The record is from the annotation of a GenBank genome assembly. NCBI's taxonomy places the organism in Eukaryota, Metazoa, Rotifera, Eurotatoria, Adinetida, Adinetidae.